AUGGCAAGGAAAGUCCGAUGUCUCAGCUGUCGCAAGCUCAAGAUCGCCUGCGAUGAGGCUCGCCCCAAGUGUGAGUACUGUGCCGCCACCCACCGCGAGUGCAUAUACCCCAAUCCGACCCGUGGCGUGGCCCCUGAAUCGUCAUCUGAACCGUCAUCUGAAUCGUCGCUCAUCUCACUCAACCAUUUACAAUACGACACCCUCGUCAACCUGGCCGUUCUCAACAAGAUGUACGUCCAAUUGGGCAUCUCCAAGUUCGAGUACCGGCUCUUGACGGAGUUCGACAGCCAAUUUGUGAGAAACAAUAUCAAACCGGGCAUGAAGCGCAACCCGUCACCUCUCGACAAGCUCUGGAUGAACGAGGUGCCCCAUCUCUGGGGCCAGAGCCUGCUUCUACGGCUGAACAUGUACUCAAUUCUGUCGAUGUUUUUGGCGGAUAAGGUGUCACUUUCGCAGAUGUUGGUGGAGGACCUUGGGCCUCAAGUUGAGUACAAGCAAUUGGGCGGUUUGGAGAACAAGGUGCAGCAGAUGGUGCUCGAGUUUUUUGGAAACUCGUUGGUGCAAACGAUGGCGGCGACCGAUGAGGUGUGCCGGAGUCCGCAUGGCCUCACGCUGGUGCGGGCGGCAGAGCUAGUAUUUUCGGCCAUUAUCCUCUUUACGUUUCUUUCGCUCCAGCUGUACGACUUGAUGCCGCUCCUCGACUUGGCGGGGGCGGACGUGGCGGGCGUGGACGUGGCGAGCGCGCCGGUCGAUUUGGUGCGACUCGUGCUGCUGAUGAAGCUCGCGAUAGGCGAGUGCCUCCCGGCGCUUGUGGGCCUGCCGUACACGGGGCUCUUCUACGUGACAGAAAUAUUCUCCCCCACCCAGUUAGAUGAGAUCUAUCCCAUCGUUGAGCACUUGAAAACCGAGCUUUAUCGCUACAAAAGCCUGUACACGGGCCUGCAGUUCGAGGACUUGCAGUGGGCCCUUGAAAUGUUCGAGCGGUGCAUGGCCCUGGCGGUCCAGAACGAUGACCGGGUGCCAUUUCUACGUCUCAUAUUUCUUUGGCGGCCCAGUGUGUACAAGUUGAUGCUUGAAUACGAUUUCUUUAGUGUGCAGAUGCUCUUUUACUACUCGACCUUGACGCUUUUGGUGGGGUUGAAGCGCAGCCCCACCAACAUUUUCCAGAAGUUCAACGACCAAUUUCGGCUGCUCAGCUUCCGUAUGUUUGGGGGGUGGCAGAGUCAGACGGAUAUGGCGCUUUACCAGCUUCUGCUGAAUGGAGUUGACAUUAGCAGCAAUUUGCAGAUGCUUCAGAACUUUGUGCCCGAGACCUACGAGUACCAUGGCUGAGUGCACCUGCGUAGCGGUAAGAACAGUUCACUGCGCCCUACCUAUCAAGGUAGUUGAUGGGAGAUUCAGACGAUUCAGAUGAGAUUGACGGCUGAUUGCAAAAUUCGCAGUCUGUCAAAUGCUGCGCAACAGCGUCGCUGCCCUCACUCAACCUUUGCUACCCAAGAUCGCUCUUCCGCGUCGCCACAUAAGCCAGCUAUGAGUAACUGUGGCAAGACAGUUGAGCAUACCUAAUUGACACCCACUGAGCAAGAACUCCAUGGAAGUUCAAAGAAGUCCAUGACGAGUUCCAGCAGCAAUGUGUGGCGCAAGGCUUGCUGCGGUUGCCACGGGGUGGGUCCAACAUGCAAAUACAGCUCUAACCUGCAAAACCUUUUUCAGUGCCGCCAUGGCAACGUGCAGGAGGCUCGCCUGUGUUGCCUCGUUAUCAGUGCGUGAGAACCCGUGCACAUCUAGAGUUGCUUGACAAUGCUGCCUAAAGAUAGUCUCGAGAUUAGGCUUUGGUCAUCCCAAACAACCGUUAGGUUUAUGGUCAUGAGUACGGUCACGAGUUUAUGGUCAUAUUUACAGUCAUGCUUCCAAAUGGCCCGGUUUUGGCACAUGACCAGGCACUCGGAACAUGUGGCAUCUCGUCUAAUCGUUGAACAAUGAAAUUUUCUAUUAAAAUAUAUAAUCAAUACAAUACUUUAAUAACAGCCGUUGAUGGAAAGUGACAUAGCAUUAGUCAACGGGAGAAAUUAAAACAACCAAAUGAAACGAAAUUUUUGUUAUGCUAAGUAGAAAGCUAGAAGCUUACAACAACAAAGCAACACCGGCGGCAGCAGCGGCUCCCAACAAACCAGUAGAAACAAAGGCAGCACCAGAAUCAUCGGAGAUGGAGGAUCCGUUGGUGGCGUUGGAAGCGUUGGAGGCGUUAGCGGCCUGAACAGCGGUAAUGGCAGUUAAAGCAAUGAUAACAGAUUGGAAUUGCAUUUUAUGUGUAUAUCUAUGAAUAAAUCGGUAAAGAAGGGAAAGAAAAAUUCGCAAGGGGGAUAUU
This is a messenger RNA of Yamadazyma tenuis ATCC 10573, 2368 nucleotides long. Lineage: Eukaryota; Fungi; Ascomycota; Pichiomycetes; Serinales; Debaryomycetaceae. The record is from RefSeq and is a predicted model, not a curated record.